AUGUCGCACUUUGGCAGCCUGGCAUUCGCUGCGGCGACCGCGAUUGCUGCGUGGCAGAGCCCGCGAGUGCACCGCGCGCCCAACCCGCACGCGGAGCUUGUCGUCGUUCUCGAGCAACCGCGACACCUCGGAGGCUUCCUCGGCAACUCUGGCUCGGUGGCUCCGCUGCCCGGCGGCCGCUUCUGCGUCAGCGACACCUCGAGCGGCCGCGUCCUUCUCAUCGGCUCCGACGGGACGCGCCUCGCCUCGUCGCCCGCAAUGUUCGAAGCUCCCGCUGCGCUCGCCCUCUCGCCUAGCUGCGAUAGCGUGUACCUGGCCGACGCGACGGGCCACGCUCUCCACCGCCUCUCCCUCCCGGACCUGUCGCCCAUCUGCAGCACCCGCCCGGUCGAGGGCGCGAGAGGCCUCUGCUACCCGGCCGGGCUCGCCGUCUCGCCUCGCGACGGGCGGGUGUUCGUGUCCGACAAGGGGAACCACCGCGUCGUGUGCUACGACGCCGCCCUGUCGGUCGAGCUCUUCUCGCACGGCCGCUGCGGUGGCGGCGAGGGCGAGCUCAACUCGCCGAGCGGGCUCGCCCUGCUCGGCGGCGGCGGCGCAGAGGAGGAGCGGCUGGUCGUCGCAGACACGGACAACCACCGGCUGGUCCUCCUCGGCUCGGAGGGCGGCUUCGUGCGCUCGAUCGGAGGCCGGAGCGACGCCCCGCCUCCCGGCCUCUCCGAGCCCGAGUUCCUCGAGUGGCUGCCCGUCUUGGCUGUUCGCCCGUUCAACCCGCUGGCUGGGCAGUGCUGCUCGCUGAGCGAGCGGGCGAGCGGAGUGUGGCACCUGCUCUCGCCGGACGGCGGGCGGGUGCGGUCCGGCUUCCGGCCGCACCAGCGGCUGCUCGAGGAGGGUGUCGGCCGCGAGGCGUGCGAGGGAGGCGAGGGCGGGCAGGAGGAGGACGGCGCCGGGAGCUGGGCCUGUGGCUUGGCCGGAGGGUCGCGAGCCGGCGACGCGGGGCGCGUCUUUCUGGUGGAGGACUGCGGCGCGCGCGUGCGGAUUGCGCGGACGGUGCGACUGGUUUAA
Emiliania huxleyi CCMP1516 is the source of this 1062-nucleotide messenger RNA. RefSeq lists its product as hypothetical. Gene Ontology annotation, molecular function: protein binding. Bases 1 to 1062 code for a protein of 353 amino acids. The record is from RefSeq and is a predicted model, not a curated record. The transcript has 2 exons. NCBI's taxonomy places the organism in Eukaryota, Haptophyta, Isochrysidales, Noelaerhabdaceae.